GACCUUUGCAAGCAAUGAACUACAAUCCCCAGCAUGCACCGCGGUGAGCAUUGUUCAGCCUGUGGCGCUGGGAGCUUAGAGGAUGGCGGCAGGUUUGUAAAGGGUCAGCCCAGCCGGGGAUUGUUCUCCAGAGAGGUUGGAGGUUUUGAUUAGAUACUGAAAGUCAUGUACUAAAUGACUGGAGCUUUGCAAUACAGUUUACUUGAGAGAUUAGACUGCAAUCAAACUUUCCAGAUGGCCACCUCUGCAGACCUGAAAUGGGAAGAAAACUUGAUGGCACACUGGAUGUCCAAUGCCUCUCGUGCUGGAGUCAUACUAAAUCCUGCUUUCCCUAGUUCAAAAACUACUAAAGCAAUUAGUAACGACAAUGCUUCUGUGGGUCUUGGAGUUAAUUUGCUACGCAGUUCAAGCAGUACGUCUCUGAGUGAAGACUCUCUGUAUAGAGAAAAGGCCUUGGAGUCCUGUAGUCCUUGUGAAGAAAAGUUGGAUACUAGUAAAACAUUUCCUUCAACUUCAUUGGCUAAAAAGGAGCCAAUGGAAAUGGUGAAUGAUGCUCCAGCCCAGUGGGAAGCCCUGCAAACUAAUUUUGAGCGCAACCAGUUGUAUGAUCCAGAUGAAGCAUGUUACAAUGAUCUACUUCUACGAAAGCUUGAGCAGCUCAAAGGAUUGCAACAGCAGAAGCAGGAACAGCUGAAAAGGCAACAAAUGGGGCAAAUUCAAAGGCUAAUGGGCGAGCAACAGAAACUGGUUUUCAUGGCUUCUGAGCAGCAAGGGCACAUUGGCUUUACUAUAAAAGAAGAUGAUAUGAGUCAAAGAUAUGACCAACCAGCUCGUUUGUCCCCUGUGCCUUAUUUCCCACCAUGUUGGAAUGGAGACAACGCUUAUUGGGAUGAUGCCGCUCAUGUUUCUCCUCCUGCUGGACAAAGGGAUUCGCUGCGAAAGUUAAACAAUGACCAAGUAUCGAAGAGAGCCCUGUCUGUUGAUCUUCCUUGUGAGAAAAAGUCUUUAGACAUGCCUUUCAAAAUGCAGGAUGAACUGAAAGAUAGUGAACAAAAUGUCACUUCAGAAAGAAGUAGUCUGUCUCAAGAGCAAAAUCCAGGGGGAGGUGCAGAUAGUGGCAUCCGUUGUGAAAGCACUGGAAAUGUAAAGACCUCUGACAGUCUGACUGGAGGAAAGGAUUUGGAAAACCUUAAUGCUGAGGACAGGCCUAUUCCUGCAAGUAUUCAAGAGAGGAAACAGACAUUUGAACAAUUCCUAGAAGAACAGAUACGGCUGGAAGAACAACGGCUGAACCAAAAAGGAAGCUUAAAGGAUACUGGAAAAUCAGCUUUCCAGAAACCGAUUACAAAACGGCCUUUUUUAAAACGAGGUGAAGGUUUAAGUAGAUUUACCAAUGCCAAAUAUAAAGUAGCGAGACAAAAUGAAAGUGAAGUAACUCUUCAUUCUAAUGCUUCAGAAGUCAAAAUCACAGUUAAAACAGACAAGCCACCACUUCAUCGGAAAACUACCCCUAUAAUUAAAGAGCAAGCUUCUGACAACCUUGUGUCUAAAAAUGGUAACCGGAUUGCUAGAACUAGUAAAGGUUUUGCUGUUCCUUCCCGGAAAACAGCAAUGCUCAAGAAUUGUACGGGGAAAAGUAUCCUUCCAUCUAUAAGACCAAACCCCAGUGGAUGGAAAGCUGGUAAACUGAGAGAUUCCAUCAGGCCAGAAACAAAUGGUGAAAGAGAGAGGAAUAAACAGAAUAUGGAGAUUGCCCAAUUGGAUGAAAUCAGCAGCAAGUUACCUGGAGAAAAACAUCAGCAACCUGGACAGCUUACCGAUGCCCUUUCUCAUCCUGAAUGUCUUGCAGAUUGCUCUGAAAAAGACUCAGAGCUCUCCUUUGAACUUUCUUUCCAAAAGAAGUUGGAAAACUGGGAUACUGAUAAGGAACAAGAAAAAAUUGAAUUGGAUGAAUUUUUAUUUCUAGAGCAGGCUGCUGAUGAAAUUUCUUUUGCUAGCAAUUCCUCACUUAUAAUAAAGAUCUUGGAUCAAGGCCAACAGAUUUCCACAGGGCAUAGGCUGUCCUCUACUCCUGUUAAAUCGGAGUGGCAGCAGCAACAGAGGAACAUGUUGGAUAACCGAAAUGGAGAAGAUGGUGUCCCUCAUUUUAACAUUGAGAGGGACAGAGGCAAUGUUGCCAAAUCCCAGGCACCUGAAAUAAUGGACAACAGAAGUAAAACUGGUGAUAAAUCUCUUCAGACUUUUCCCAGGGCUCAGUUUCAAGGUUUUGGAAAUACUGAUUGGAAUGAAGAUGAGUCUCAAGGAAGUAGUGAUACGUCUUUUGAGUCUGAGGAAGAAUUUGAGACAACCAUAAAACCUGCAAGUAAGGAAGCUAAAAAGCUUGCUUUGAAUAACAGAGAUGCCAGUCCUGAAUUCUCAGAGCACAACGGGCUUGGUCAAGACACAAGCAAAGGUGCUAGCCCUUUACUGGAGAAAGGUUUUGGUAGUGAUCAAUCUAGUGAGUUAAUUUUGGACAAAGUUGCUGAAUCACAAACUUUAUGCUGUGCAAACCAGGAGAAGGUUGAGUUUGAUGAUGAAAGAUCAUGGUCUGACUUUGAAGAGAAUGGGAGUCAGUGUAUUCAAGAGCCAAACAAUGAGAUGGUUAUUAAAGUGCCUCUGUCCAUGGACUGUACUGCUAGGAGUGAGGCAUGCCUCCCAGAUAAAGUGAUAAAGAGGAAAACUGCCACAGGGAGGAAGGGAGACGCUGUGUCCAAGCAAAGUGUGACAGAAAGUGAGGUGACAGCUCCUCCUACGACAGAUCUGAUGAUGAAACUCUUUCCUUCUCUGAGGCCCAAACAGAAGAUAGAAGCACCACAAAGACAUGAUUCCCAGCCCAGCACAACUCGGGAAGAACUAAUUGAUACUGCUCGAUCCCAGCUCUUGAGAGAGAAGCUUGUUGAACUGGAAACAGAAAUUGAAAGGUUCAGGGCAGAAAAUGCAUCCCUCUCAAAACUUCGAGAAGAGCGUGAGACGGCUUUAGAAAACCUCAGGAAAGAAAUUGCCAGCUUUGAACAACAGAAAACAAAAGAAUUGGCUCAACUUGAAGAAUUUAAAAAAGAAGAAACAAGAAAACUGCAAAAGGAACGUAAAGUUUUUGAGAAGUAUGCACUGGCAGCUAGAGCCAUUCCAGAUAAAAGGGAACGUGAUGAGAUUAAGGCUUUGAAACAGCAGGUAGCAACCUUGCAGGAAGACUUAAAAAGAAGGGAAACAAAAUGGUCAACAACCCACAUGCGUCUAAGAGACCAGAUAGAGGCCUUAACAAGAGAUAAUAUGCAACUCCGGGAAGAGAUCAAAAUUAUGGAAAGAUUUCGUUUGGAAGCUUGGAAGAGAAAAGAAGCAUCUGCAAACAAGCGGAAAGAUGAUGGUUGUGUCCAUUCAAAGAGAGCGGAGUCUACACACAUGCCAGCUAUAUUGCAAAAAAGUCAGACACUAUCUUCAGUUCCUCAAGCAGACAAGAGCAGCAAGACAAAUGGCAGAAGCGAUUGGCCACCAGAAGGAAGACACUUUGAAAGACCUAGAUUAGCAACUGCACAUGAUGAGAGUUGCUUGGACAAUAUGGCAAUGACUUCAGAAGAUUGUUCCAAGACAUUUAUGGUAGUAAGUAAGAAUUUGCCUGAUAACAGAGUUGUUGCAUCAACAGCAGUAACCCCUGACCUUGCAGAAAACGAAGAAGAAGUAGAGAGAGAAGCCAGUCAUCCUGAUGGAAAGGUUGAAAAGAUCUUAAAAAGUGGUUGCCAGCUUAUUUUCUUCCCUAAUGGCACACGGAAAGAAGUGAGCUGUGAUGGGAAGACGACAACUGUAACCUUCUUUAAUGGGGACGUAAAACAGGUUCUGGAAGAUCAGAGUGUGAUAUAUUAUUAUGCAGAUGCCAAGACGACACACACCACCUACCCCACCGGAUUAGAAGUCCUGCAUUUUUUAAACGGACAGACAGAAAAGCAUUUUCCAGAUGGAAAGAAAGAGGUGGUAUUCCCUGACCAAACCAUUAUGAACGUGUUCCCAGAUGGGCGAGAAGAAACUAUUUUCCCUGAUGGCACCAUUGUCCGUGUUCAGCAGGAUAGAAGUAAGAUUAUAGAAUUCAACAAUGGUCAACAAGAAUUGCAUACAGCCCACUUCAAGAGACGAGAAUAUCCUGAUGGUACCAUCAAGACAGUAUAUGCCGAUGGACGCCAAGAAACAAAGUAUGCCUCUGGUCGGAUAAGAGUUAAAGAUAAGAAUGGUGAUGUUAUAAUAGACACUCUCCCAUAAAAUACUUCCAUGUUUUGUUAUGUCUUAAUAUUUUUGUUUGUAGCAUUCUUUAAUAUCCUAAUUUAUUUGUAGAACAUGUCUAAGCUCUGAAUUUUUGUACACAAGCAUUAAAUAAAAUUGUUAAUAAAUUUCUUCUUAAAAAA
This is a messenger RNA of Hemicordylus capensis (graceful crag lizard), 4430 nucleotides long. It is a transcript of the gene CPAP, whose product is annotated as centromere protein J. Gene Ontology annotation, cellular component: centriole; nucleus; centrosome. Lineage: Eukaryota; Metazoa; Chordata; Lepidosauria; Squamata; Cordylidae. Gene Ontology annotation, biological process: cilium assembly; centriole elongation. Gene Ontology annotation, molecular function: tubulin binding. The coding region runs from base 175 to 4287 and encodes 1370 amino acids. The record is from RefSeq and is a predicted model, not a curated record. The transcript has 17 exons.